Messenger RNA from Cricetulus griseus (Chinese hamster), 3990 nucleotides. Lineage: Eukaryota; Metazoa; Chordata; Mammalia; Rodentia; Cricetidae. The record is from RefSeq and is a predicted model, not a curated record.
AGGACAGGGGACGCUGCGGGUAGUGGAGGCAGGCCCCGCGCGGUGCAGCCGCGGGUGAGUGCAACGUCCCCCGCGCCCGGCUCCGGCAGCCCCGGCGACUCCAGCCCGCGCCCGCCAUGCCCGAGCAGCUCAGUAUUGCGGAGUUCCUGGCCGUCACCGCCGAGGACCUCAGCUCCCCAGCCGGGGCAGCGACUUUCGCCUCCAAGAUGCCCCGGUGCCGGGGGGCGGCUCUAGCACGGGAGGAGGUCCUGGAAGGAGACCAGGCUAUCUUGCAGAGGAUCAAGAAGGCUGUGCGGGCCAUCCAUAGCUCUGGCCUUGGCCAUGUGGAGAAUGAGGAACACUACCGAGAGGCUGUGGAGGCCUUGGGGAAUAGUCACCUGUCCCAGAACAGCCAUGAACUGUCCACUGGUUUCCUGAACUUGGCUGUGUUCACCCGUGAGGUGGCUGCACUCUUCAAGAACCUGGUUCAGAACCUGAACAACAUCGUCUCCUUCCCGCUGGAGAGUCUGAUGAAGGGGCAGCUAAGGGACGGGCGGCAUGAUUCAAAAAAGCACCUGGAGAAGGCAUGGAAAGACUAUGAAACCAAAAUGGCCAAGCUGGAGAAGGAGAGGGAUCGGGCUAGAGUCACAGGCGGAGGCCACGGGGAGAUGUUGCAGGACACACAGCGUGAGCGGCGAGUCUUCCAGCUGCACAUGUGUGAGUAUCUUGUCAAAGCUGGAGAGAGUCAGGUGAAGCAAGGUCCAGACUUCCUUCAGAGCCUCAUCAAGUUCUUCCAUGCCCAGCACAACUUCUUCCAAGAUGGCUGGAAAGCAGCUCAGAGCCUGUCCCCCUUCAUCGACAAGCUGGCAGCCUCAGUCCAUGGGCUUCGGCAAGCUCAGGAGGAAGAGCUGCAGAAGCUGACCCAGCUCCGGGACUCCCUCCGAGGGAUGCUGCAUUUGGAGAGUAGAGAGGAGCACCCAAACAGGAAGAACUCAGGGGGCGGCUACAGCAUCCACCAGCACCAAGGCAACAAGCAGUUCGGGACUGAGAAAGUGGGCUUCCUGUACAAGAAAAGCGAUGGGAUUCGAAGAGUCUGGCAGAAGAGGAAGUGUGGAGUCAAGCAUGGCUGCCUGACCAUCUCACACAGCAUGGUCAACCGGCCCCCGGUGAAGCUGACCCUGCUGACUUGCCAAGUGAGGCCAAACCCCGAGGAGAAAACAUGCUUCGACCUGGUGACCCACAACCGUACAUACCACUUCCACGCAGAGGACGAGCUGGAGUGUGAGGCAUGGGUAUCUGUGCUGCAGAACAGCAAGGACGAAGCACUGAGUAGCGCCUUUAAUGGGGAGCCCAGUGGCGGCCAGUGGUCUUGGGGUGGCACCCCAAGGUUGGAUGCGGAGCCCCAGGACCUCACCAAGAUGCUCAUUGCCGAGGUGAAGAGUAGGCCGGGGAAUGGCCAUUGUUGCGACUGUGGGGCUGCAGAUCCCACGUGGCUCAGCACCAACCUGGGUGUGCUCACCUGCAUCCAGUGCUCGGGCGUCCACCGAGAGCUGGGUGUGCGUUUCUCCCGAAUACAGUCUCUCACCUUGGACCUCCUGAGUCCCUCAGAGCUGCUGCUGGCUCUGAACAUGGGAAAUUCCCGCUUCAAUGAAGUCAUGGAGGCCCAUCUGCCCGCUCUCGGGAGCCCUAAACCCUGUGCUGAGAGUGACAUGAGCAGCCGUAGGAACUACAUUGUGGCCAAGUAUGUGGAACACAGGUUUGCACGCCAGUCCACACCUGAGCCCCAGAAGCUGUGGACAGCUAUCCGCAACAGGGACCUCCUGUCUGUACUGGAGGCCUUUGCCAAUGGGCAGGACUUCGGACAGCUGCUGCCAGGGCCUGAUGGGCAGGCACCUGGAGAGCUUGCCCUGCACUUGGCCAUCAGAGUCGCCAGCCGGGCUUCCCUGCCCCUAGUGGAGUUCCUUAUCCAGAAUGGUGGCCACUUGGAUGCCAAGACGGUGGAUGGAAACACCGCGCUGCACUGUGCUGCACUCCACGGCCAGCUGGACUGCCUCAAGCUGCUGCUGAAAGGGAGGGCUCCCGUGGGGGCAGUAAAUGAUGCUGGAGAGACAGCUCUGGACAUUGCCAGGAAGAAACAACACAAGGGAUGUGAAGAGCUGCUGGAGCAGGCACAGGCAGGCACCCUCACUUUCCCUCUCCACAUGGACUACCCAUGGGGACAUUCCAUGGAACAUGGCUGUGACAGUGAGGAGGAUGAGGAAGAAAAGUACUGUCCUGGGAAGCCCCCAGCUCGGGACUGCUGGGGCAAUGGGAGGCUGGAUAUCAACAAGACCUAUGAGACCAUUAUUGUCCCGGGACCAGCCACCUCUCAGAGCCACAAAGAGGACCGUCCCCCACCCCUGCCCGCCAAAAACUCUAGGACCACACUUCCAGGGCGAGCAGGACAUUCCAGUGGAGAUCGCUCUGACACCCCCAGUCUGAGGUCAGAGUCUCCUGAAGCCUCAGAGAACCCAAGCAGUCCAGCGUCUUCCUCAUCUAGCCUCACCAGCUCUGUGGAACCUGGGGGGCUGAGCCUAGCCCCACCUAGCCCUAAAGAAGGCCUCCAGGAGCCAUCAGGCACCUCCCGACCUAGGCCAGAAUCUGGGACCACCCCUAUUGAAGUGUAUCUCCCAGUCAAGUUCAGCUCAGAGAGCACUCGAUCUUACAGACGGGGAGGUCGGAGUCUGGAAGACAGUCCCUCUGCCUGGCAGCCUCUGUCUAGAAGGAACAUUCCGGUCUGCCUCACGGAAGGAGACGGCUCAAAGACCGGGGUUCUCCCGGCAAGUUCUCUGCAACUUUUGCACGACUAGCUCCUUGCUGACCCCUCAUGGCCCACACUGGACCCUGACAUUCAGAGCUGGGACUUGAGUCCACAGAACUGGGAGCUCACCUUCCCUGGAUCAUGUCCCUGCCAAGGACACUGGCCCCUCCUUGUUGGGGCUGAUGUCCUGGGCCAGGCAGUCCUGAAGUUAGAUCUGAGGCUGCCUGGGCUGGGUUCAGUUACACAGCCCUCAAUCCUUAUCAGACCAGGACUGUUCUCCCUACAAGGGUGGGACCACGCUGGCCAUCAUUCAGGUCCAGGCACUAUCUUAUAGACUAUUUAUCAGUCUAGUAUUUUCCUUUAAUGAAUUCCAGCUUUAUGUCCAGACCUCUGCUAGGUACUGUGGAUGCCACAUGAAUGAGGCAAGCAUCCCACAGAUGUGGCCCCUUGCUGGAAAGCUGGUCUCAAGAACUGACUUGGAAUGAACAGAGCCAGACUGCAGAGGAUGGCUCUGGGCUCAGGGGUAGGACAGACACCCCUGGUCUCCUGUCUGAUCAUUACAGUUGUUACAGCCUAGUUAUAAUGGGUCAAGGCCGGUGCUGCACAGGCUAAAGUACUCUGAAUGCCUUCUUUAGAGGGGCAGCCUUGACCUCCCCCCCCCAGAAGUCUGUACUGUGCUCCUCAGCCAGGAAGUAGAACUGGAAGUAGAGUACGACUCACCUGUCUAGCUGCCUCCUUGAUUCAGCAGGAAAGAAAGGAAUGAUGUAGGUUGACUGAUCCUACUUCUCUCGUGUUUCUCUUGAUCAAACCAGAAGCCUUCCGGUCUAGGGGAAGUGAGGGACCAAGAAAGAAAGGAGGAGUUGGGAAGAUAAGAGAAGCUUCAAGAGUCUGCUUUCCAGGGCCAGAAAUCCUGCCAUUGCUCAGCCACAAUUACAAAGCCAAUGCUAUCAGCAACCAUGGACAGCUCUGUUUUAUAGCCUCUUGGUGCUAGGUCCUACACGGGUGGACCAAGCCAAAUGCGGGAGACCAGAGGGCACCCAAUGAAUGGCUAGGAGUUGAACUGUUCACCCUGGAGGCUGGGAUGGUCCUUGAUCCUAAAGAAGCAGGAUUGCUUCUGAGCCCCCAGGGUCAGCUUUUGUUCAUCUCAGACUUACUCUUUUAUUCAUCUCCAAUAAAGGAUUCUUGGGGGAGGGAUGGACCCUCCCGGUUCA